AUGUUAACCCCUAUUGUUUAUGUCCAAGACACUGACCCAUUGGCUUCGAAAAAUGUUCUCGAUUACGUCUUUUCACAUUUUUCGGCAGUUUUCUUCUUCUCCACCUUUUAUUUUAUUAUCUACACUUUAAUACUUAAAGGAAAGCCUUAUGUCCAAUCAAAUUUAGUACUUCCAUCAAUUGCUUAUGGAAUUCUUUGGUCAAUUGGAAUGACUUUAUUUAUCGUUUCUAAUAAAUUACUCUCACAAACUGUUAGCUUUCCAAUUACUGUUCGAGUAAGUAAAAAGGAUUCUUAUUUGAACUAG
Molecule: messenger RNA, 303 nt
Organism: Meloidogyne enterolobii
Lineage: Eukaryota; Metazoa; Nematoda; Chromadorea; Rhabditida; Meloidogynidae
Source: the annotation of a GenBank genome assembly